Molecule: messenger RNA, 1851 nt
Organism: Setaria italica (foxtail millet)
Lineage: Eukaryota; Viridiplantae; Streptophyta; Magnoliopsida; Poales; Poaceae
Product: putative FBD-associated F-box protein At5g56700
Exons: 3
Coding region: 1-1515 (504 amino acids)
Molecular function (GO): protein binding
Source: RefSeq, a predicted model, not a curated record
AUGGCCGCCCCGCGGCGGGCCCCGGGGUGCCUCGACAUCAUGGAAGAGAUAUUCUCCUGCAUCCCCACCCAGCCCCUCCCCUCCCCCACCGCCGCCGCCGCCUGCUCCGACGGUGAUGGGGGCGAGGACGGCGAGGACCGCAUCAGCCGCCUCGCCGACGCGCUGCUUUCCGACAUCGUCUCGCGCCUCCCCGCCAAGGACGCCGCGCGCACCGCCGCGCUCUCCCCGCGCUGGCGCCGCGUCUGGGCCGCCACGCCGCUCGUCCUCGACGACGCCCACCUCCUCCCGGACGAGCCCGACGGGCCCCUGGGCUUCGGCACCGACUGGCGCGCCAUCGCCGAUGCCGUAUCCCGCAUCCUCGACGCGCACCCGGGCCCCUUCCGCUCCGUCCGCCUCACCCACGUCUGCAACUACGCGGCGAUCCGCGGCGGCGGCGACCUCGCGCGCGACUGGCUCCGCGUCCUCGCCGCAAAGGGCGUCGACGACCUCGUGCUCGUGUGCCGCCCCUGGCCCAUCGGCGCGGACCUCCCCGCCAAAGUCCUCCGCGUCGCCUCCCUCCGCCGCCUCUACCUCGGCCUCUGGGACGACUUUGCCGGCAGCACCAAGGCCCUCCGCCGCGGCAACGUCGUCUUCCCCCGCCUCCUCGAGCUUGGCCUCUGCCGCACCGACAUCGAGACUGCGGACAUCGACCGUCUCCUCCAGUGCAGCCCCCUCCUGGAGAAGCUCGCGCUCGUCGCCUGCUACAAUUCGCCACCCAAAGUCCGCGUCCGCAGCCGCAGCCUCCGCUGCGUGCUCUUCUGGAUGUCCGGCGCCGAGGAGGUCGACGUGCUCGUUGCCCCGCGCCUUGAGCGGCUCAUUCUGUGGAGUGAGUGCCCCGGUGCCCGUUUCGAUGAUAACUUCCACACCAGGCUCAACAUUGGCUACGUCCAGGAGCUCAAGGUGCUCGGCUACCUGGACACAAGGCUCCACGCGCUCGAGAUUUCCAACACUGUCGUCGAGGCUGGAACAAAGCCAAGCCCACGGACCAUUGUUCCAAGUGUGAAGAUCCUGGCAUUGAAGGUCCGAUUUGGAGUCCGCAAGGAGGCAAAGAUGCUGCCAAGCUUCCUGAGAUGCUUUCCCAAUGUGGUGACAUUGCAUAUCAUGUCUGAUAAAGCUGAUGAACCCACUGGCAAGCUCAAUUUCAAGUUCUGGCAGGAGACAGGCCCCAUCAGCUGCCUGCAGUCCCAAAUCAAGAGGGUGGUGUUCAGGAACUUCCGAGGGAACCGCAGCGAGCUUGCAUUCCUUAGGUUCAUCUGGGAGAGAGCGCAGCUGCUGCACAAGAUGGUGAUCGUUUUGGCCGAUGGAGAUGAUCCUGCUUCGAUGGAGCAGAUGAUCGCCAAACUGAAACCUCUAGCUGCUAGUGCUAAGCGGGCCAGCAAAGACCGGAAGUUGACCAUCUUGGUGCGUAAUGGAGACUGCGCUUGGAGCUUCCGUCGAGCAUCUGAUCUUUCUGUGAGCGACCCUUUUGAUUGCUGAAGCUCUAGGUGCUAGCUGACUAGCUGUUAUGUUAAUGAUAGCAGUGCCAUUUUACUGAACCGGCAACUUCCCCAUUUCAGUAUCUAUCUGUUGCAAGAUAUAUUUAGAUUGAUGGCUUGUGCUGUCAAGAUAGUUUAUUGUCAUCUCUGGAAAGUAAGGUUAUAGCUUUGAACAUGAGAGAAGCUUGUUAGCCCAUGCUACCUAAGGAUCUAGAUUAAUUACAGCUCAUUUCUUUGUGAUGCCAUGAUGUUUCAUCACAAAUCAUUUUGGUUGAGCUUUGAACACGAGAGAAGCUUGUUAGCCUAUGCUACUUAAGGAUUUAGAUUUACUACAGUU